CAAUGCUCGCUCUGUCCGGGGUUGGAGCUGCGUUCCGCUCCGGGCCGCGCCGCGCCGGGAGGAGGCGGAGGAGGCGGAGGGGGAGCGGGGCGACCCGGAGCUGCGGGGCCGCGGCGGAGCGCAGCCAGGUGCCUCCCCCCCCCGUCCCCAUGGAGUGAGAGCACACGGGGGUCUCUGCAGCGGCGCAGCCCCCGCCCCGCCGGGAGGAAAGCUGGAAGGCACCGCAAAUAUGAGCGACUUCUGGCACAAGCUGGGCUGCUGCGUCGUGGAGAAACCACAGCCUAAGAAGAGGAGGAGACGGAUCGACCGCUCCAUGAUCGGCGAGCCCAUGAACUUCGUGCACCUGACGCACAUCGGCUCCGGAGACAUGGCUGCGGGCGAGGGGCUGCCCAUGACGGGCGCAGUGCAGGAGAUGAGGUCCAAAGGCGGACGGGAGCGGCAGUGGAGCAGCUCCCGCGUGUUGUAGCAUCGUUCUUGGCUCUUUCAGCCCGAACUUGAACUGCCUGAUCCCCACACCGGAGGAAAAGCCAACCUGGAGCGCUGGAUUCCCGCGGUAACUCAUGCAGGCGGAGCCCCACGGCCGUCCCAGCAGCUCUGGGUCACCCCCCGCAGGUCCCCCCUUCCGCCGAUGAAGGGGGCAGCAGAGCAGCGCAGCCCGCACCGGGAGACGCCGCGCACGGCCACGAUGUGCCAAAUCCUCCGCCUUCUCCCUUUCCCCACACUCCAGCCGGCGCUGCUGUCUCCCACGGGCCCCUCCCGCCGCUGCCCCUCACGCCUCGGUUUCCCCGUCGGACGGCAGCGGGGCGGGCUGCGCUGCAGGGGCCGAGCGGGGGAGGCGCUGCGGAGCCUCGGAGCCCCGGCAUCGGGCGCCCUGCAGCUCCUGCGCUGCCACCGAGCCGCACUUCCUCCAGCCUUCAGCCGGCAUCGCCGCCAGCGAGCCUCCGCCUUCCUUCUUUUGUAGGAGAU
Molecule: messenger RNA, 966 nt
Organism: Lagopus muta (rock ptarmigan)
Lineage: Eukaryota; Metazoa; Chordata; Aves; Galliformes; Phasianidae
Gene: CDC42SE1
Product: CDC42 small effector 1
Exons: 5
Coding region: 230-466 (78 amino acids)
Biological process (GO): regulation of Rho protein signal transduction
Cellular component (GO): plasma membrane
Molecular function (GO): small GTPase binding
Source: RefSeq, a predicted model, not a curated record